This is a messenger RNA of Malus domestica (apple), 1172 nucleotides long. RefSeq names its product protein S40-7. NCBI's taxonomy places the organism in Eukaryota, Viridiplantae, Streptophyta, Magnoliopsida, Rosales, Rosaceae. The record is from RefSeq and is a predicted model, not a curated record.
AGAUAAGGUUGAGGCCUACGUGACUCGCUUCAAAACUAAAAUCUAAACUCCCAGAAACCAUCGCCCACCACAUCCUUUUUUCCGAAAGCAACUCCCACCCCCCAACAUUUUCAGGUACCCUUCCUUCUCUUCUCUUCUCUUCUCGUCUCUUCUCCUCUCUUCUAUUUCCCACAAAACUCCGCGUCCCUCCGCCGCAUCGAAACCCAAAAGUCUCCUACUUUUUCCCCCUUUUUAUUCCCCCAAGAAAUCCUAACCAUGGAUUCCACCAGCUUCUGCAACCAGCAAUCGCCGUCGUCGGAUCGGCUGCUCGGCCUCUUCUCCUUCUCUCCGCCCUCAUCCGCCGCCGCCGGCGAGGAGCUCAACGAGGCCGAGGUCUUCUGGACCAACGACUUCACCGAGCCCACCGCCGACACCCCAAACCCCCGACUCAAUCUGACUCGUCGCGUCCACUCCGGAAUACUCGCGGUCCUCCCGGAACCGGGUCAAUCGGCACAAGUCUUGUACCGGAAGCCGACAAUUUCGUCAUCGUCGAAGCCCAUCCCUUCAAUUCCGAGACUUUCGCCGUCCCAAUUACAGUCCCAGUCGGUGCCUAAUUCGAGGAAGAUCCAGAGCUCGGCCCCGAUGAUGGUGCCGGUCCUGUCCCGGGCGGUGGAGAAGCACAGCAGAAACGAUGAUCUGGCGGAUGUGGUGGACGACGACGACGGGGGAGACGAUGAGAUGCUGCCGCCGCACGAGCUCGUGGCGAGGGGGUCGGGGGUUUCGAAUAGGACGACGUUCUCGGUGCUGGAAGGCGUGGGGAGGACGCUGAAAGGUAGGGAUUUGCGUCAGGUUAGGAAUGCGAUUUGGCGCAAGACUGGGUUUCUUGAUUGAUGAUCAACAAUUCUACAGAAAUCUCUAGUAUUUUUUGGUAAUUUCGAUUUUCUGCUUUUGGUUGAUCAAGAAUUGUGGUGCUUUUUUAAUGCCAAGAUUAAUUGGGGGAGUUUUUUUUUUUAUAUAAUACCCAAUUGUUAUCUUUGAUUCUGGGUAAUUAGGUCAAGUUCUAUAUUUUGAUUUUGCUAUUGCUUAUGUUUCUGGUAAUUCCAUAAGAUGAAAUCGGAUUACGGAUUAUGGAGAAUGACUUGUAUGAAACGGAUAAACGGAUUACGGAUUAUACUAGAAUGACUUAUAUGAAA